AUGUCGGAUUUGUGCCUGGCCUGCGGUUGCAGCGCCACAGAGUGCUGGAGGAGCUGCAUCAGUCCGGGAGAAAGCCCGGUUGGCACAAACCAGCACAAGCACAAGUUCUCCCCCAAUCCCUUGGAACGAGCGCUCGCCAAGGGAGUGGAGGAUUUGUUCCAAGCUUUGCGCAGCGCGUCGCAGAAGGCCCCGAAGGCUGUUGCAUGUGACGCAACGGCCGACGCGCCGAUGGUGCCUGCAAACGCCCAGCCGCCCGCAAGCGAUGUGGCUGCCGAUCCACUGGAUGAGGAUCAGGAAUGGGAUCUGAAUGAUCCCCAGGACGUCAUGGACGUCAUUGACCAUAAAUUCCCAUUCAAGGAUGCAAAAAAGGCGGGGUUCACCUUGGCUCAGUUUGCAAAAGUAUCUGCCUUGUACGUCGAUUUCUUGAAGAAGAAGUCACCGAAA
Messenger RNA from Symbiodinium necroappetens, 444 nucleotides. The record is from the annotation of a GenBank genome assembly. NCBI's taxonomy places the organism in Eukaryota, Dinophyceae, Suessiales, Symbiodiniaceae.